Messenger RNA from Cucumis melo (muskmelon), 1786 nucleotides. Its product is annotated as transcription factor JUNGBRUNNEN 1-like. Gene Ontology annotation, molecular function: DNA binding. The coding region runs from base 94 to 1053 and encodes 319 amino acids. The record is from RefSeq and is a predicted model, not a curated record. NCBI's taxonomy places the organism in Eukaryota, Viridiplantae, Streptophyta, Magnoliopsida, Cucurbitales, Cucurbitaceae. Gene Ontology annotation, biological process: regulation of DNA-templated transcription. The transcript is spliced from 3 exons.
ACUUGGACUUAUAUUUUCCAUUUAAGAAAAUUAUUAAAACUUCAAAGCCUUUGAGGCUGGAAGAUCAAAAGAGAGCUUAAUUAAGAGGCUUCCAUGGAGGUUACUAGUAAGUUGAUGGAUAUUGUUGUAGAUCAUGAAGAUGAUCAAAUAAUUCUUCCAGGGUUCCGAUUUCACCCGACUGACGAAGAGCUUGUUGGGUUUUAUCUUCGACGAAAGGUGGAGAAGAAACCAAUUGCCAUCGAAAUCAUCAAACAGAUUGAUAUUUACAAAUAUGAUCCAUGGGACCUCCCAAAGGUGAGCAAUGUGGGAGAUAAAGAAUGGUAUUUUUUCUGCAUAAGAGGGAGGAAGUACAGAAACAGCAUAAGACCAAACAGGGUGACAGGCUCAGGGUUUUGGAAAGCAACAGGAAUUGAUAAACCUAUUUUUUCCACUCUCAAAUUAUCAUCAAAUGAUAAUGCUAAUAACAAUAAUAAUGUUAUUGGGCUAAAGAAAUCUUUGGUUUACUAUAGAGGAAGUGCUGGUAAAGGCACCAAAACUGAUUGGAUGAUGCAUGAGUUUAGGCUUCCUUUCAACAACAACAAUAUUAUUCCUCAUGAUCAAGAUCAUAAUAAUGCUGAAGUUUGGACCUUAUGCAGAAUCUUCAAAAGAAUCCCAUCCUUCAAGAAGUAUAUUCCAACACACAAUAACAACAACAAUAAUAAUCAAACAUAUCCCAAACCUCAAAACCCUAAUAAUUCCAAUAUUAUUUUCACUUCUAAACCUAAAACCAACUUUCAAUCUCAACCUUAUUCAACUGAUAUUCAUCAUCUCAUACACCUUCAUGAAACUAAGCCAAAGCCUUUUGAACAAUUAACCAACCCUAACUUAACCCUACCCAGCUGUGCUAAUUCUUCCUUUGAAUCCUCUCCUAUAUGCCUCUCGAGCUUGUGGAACGGUGUCGAGGGCGGAGGUGGAGGAGAUGAUAACUUCACGACUAGUGGAGGUUGGGAUGAGCUUCGACCUAUCGUUCAAUUUGCCGUUGAUCCUUCUUUUCAACUAUAUGAAUGUAUAUAAACAUCGUUGUACUUUGAUGUUUAAUGUUUAGAAGUUUGAAUCUAAAUGAAACGCAAAGUUAAAUGGUACUCUGUUUGACAAUAGUUUUGAGUACUCUGUUUGACAAUAGUUUUGAGUUUAGAUUUUACAAGAGAUAUUAUAAAAAAAAAAACAAAUUAAUGCAAACUACAUAUGUAUAUGUAACUUAUUUUAAAUUUAGAGUCUUGACUCUUUAUGGACAAAAAACGUUAAAGUCUCAUUUUUUUAUGGCAAAAAACAUCAAGAAAGAGUUUUUGAUGACAUGUUUUAGUCCGAUAAACAGGUUUUCUUGAUGUUUGCCUACUUGAUGGGCUUUGAGUCUUUGACUAUCAAGGUAGACAUUUUUUGACAUGCUUUACACAUAAAAAAGGACUAAAAUUGUUGUAGUGGUUAAACCAUUGUUUAUAUCGUACUUGUUACGACUAACCAAUUCCUUAAAAUGUAAAAAAAAAAAAAAAAAAAAAAAAAUCAAACAAAAAUAUAACUACAAACACAAAAGAAACAUUUCUAGAUUUUACGUCUAAUUUAAUUGAAUUUUGGGACUAUUAGAAUUUGCUUCCUGAAUUAUUAUAAACCAACCCGUCGAAUUCACAUUUUAUCCAAUCUUCGCUCUCUAGUCCGAAGCCAACCGAUAGAAUUCCUAAUACUACAUAUAGGUAUUUUAAAAAAUUUCUAUUGAAUGAACGGUACAUGAUUCCACAUCGACAAGCACCAA